AUGAGCAAGUUUGUGACCAAACAGGGAAAACAGUUGCUGAGAAAUACCAUCCAAUCUACAAAUUCUCAGAAUAAGAUAUUGGAGCAAAAUCUGAUGUGGAAAGCGCAAGAGAAGAAAGACACAACUUCAUAUGAAAGGAGAAAACGGACAUUAGAAGAUCGAUAUUCUGAGGAUGAUCAUGACGGAGAUCAACCGCAAAGUAGCAACAGCAACUACUGGAUGAAGAAGCUAAUUAAAGAAGAGGAGAAACAUCCAGAGAGAUGGGGACACCACGGAUACAAGGAGCUCUACCCUAAUGACUUUGAAAGCGACAAAUCUGAAAGCGAUUCAUCAAGUGAACCAAAGAAGGAAAAGACUAAAAAGCGGAAGAAAAAGCUAAAGAAAGAAAAGAAAA
Messenger RNA from Rhagoletis zephyria (snowberry fruit fly), 394 nucleotides. The record is from RefSeq and is a predicted model, not a curated record. NCBI's taxonomy places the organism in Eukaryota, Metazoa, Arthropoda, Insecta, Diptera, Tephritidae.